ACAGAUAUUCCAUUUCAGAUUUCCACGUCCUUUUGAAAUGGUCGGGCUAGGAAACGGCCGUCGAGGAAUGAAAUCUCCACCUCUUCUAAUAGCUGCGCUUGUGGCUUGUAUGAUUGUUUUGGGUUUCAAUUACUGGAUUGCAAGUUCUCGCAAUGUUGAUCUACAGAGUCGGAUUAUGGAACUGGAAAGGAAAGUCCGCAGGGCGGCAGCAGAGAGAGGAGCUGUUGAACUAAAAAAGAAUGAAUUCCAAGGAGAACUAGAGAAGCAGCGAGAGCAGAUAGAUAAAAUCCAGUCCCUCCAUGGUUUUCAGUUGGAAAAUGUCAAUAAAAUGCACCAGGAUGAGAAGGCAGUGUUAAUGAAUAACAUAACUACAAAUGAGCGAUUUAUCCAGAAUCUAAAAGAACACUUGAUAAAGUUACAGAACGAAUAUGGAAAGCUACAACAGGAUGUGAAUCAGUUUCAGAAAAACCAGACUAAUCUUCAGAAGAAAUUUUCCUAUGAGAUGUCCCAGUGCAUCAAUCAGAUGAAAGAGUUAAAAGAACAAUGUGAAGAAAAGAUACAUGAGAUUACAAAAAAAGACAGUGAGGCACCGCAGGCCAAGGACAUCAAAGACUUAUUGAAAAAUUCCAACAAAAAUGACCAGGAUAAUAUUCAGCUGUCAACUUCUAAUCGACCAGAGCUUCAACUGCAUGACCUGGAAGCAGAGAAAGGAGAUGAGGAACAAAAAGAGGACAAAAUUCCUGGAAAUGAAUCUCUAGAAAUAUCAAAGCCAACAUUCAGUGUAAAAAAGGAACCAAAGAUUGAAUCUCAUGGAGACAAAGAAGGGAUGCUUGAUCUGGAUGUGGUGAACCAAAAGGACCUUAUAAAAGAUGAGAAGCUUUCUGUUGAUCAAGGACCCCCACAUGAUUCAGCUAAGAGUGUCAUGGAUCAUGAAGAAUUGCCUCCUAAACCAGGAAAGGAACCAAAUCCAUAUGAGGGGGUAAAUGUUCUUAAAGAAGGAGAUACACAAAGGGAGUCUGUCGAAAUGCAAGAACCAUCUGCAGGUCAUGCUGUCAAUCAAGAACAUUUUCCAAAUGAAGAAAUAGAAAGGGAGCACCUCUUAAAUUAUGAUGCUCAGCCAGAUGACCAGGAGCCCAGUCAGGAUGAUAAACAGAGAGCUGAAGCAGUGAACCAGAACAAUGUAGCAGUUGACUACAACUUAGAUGAGAAUGAGGCGGAAUCUGAAACUGACAAGCAAGCUGCGCUGGCUGACAAUGACUUGUAUGUCCAAAAUUCUGAAGAUUUGAACAUGAAGAACCACCUAUCUGAACAAGGUGUAGAGAAGCCACAAAAGCUGUGAACAGAAGUACACUGGAUUCGACUCAAUCACUUGCAAAUCCAAUCAGAGAUCCAGGUGAAGCUAGACUGCUUGAUUGCCAUGUCCAGGUUUAAAAAGGGUCCCAUAUCAUUUGUGAAGUUUUAGUACUAUACUUUAACGGUUAAAAUGAUACUUUGCUUCUUACAAAGGUUAAGGCAGUUCUGACUUCUGUGAAUUUUUUUUACUGUUUUAAAUUCUUAACUGCUUGCUUUUAUUGCUAGCUAAUUAAGUUGUACAGUCAUAACAAUGAUAUGAACAAAGAGGAGAGGGAGUAGUUCUAGGAUCAUAUUUUGAAUCCCUACUGUGCUUCAGAUGCUAACUUAGACUGAUCUGUCCCCAGUAAAUGGUACUUAUAACUUUAGUCCUUAUAACCACAAAGGCUUGAAUAGUUGACCUGACCCUUUCAAACUACACGGCUUUUGGAUAGCUUUUUUCUCCUCAUGUUAAUUAUCUCUCUCUCAACCACAAAAGAAUAGCGUGGUUCCCAUUGGAGGUAACUUCUAAGAGGUUAGACCUGAACUCACAAACUAGCAAGGUGGUGUGGAUUAGGUUGUACAACUCAUUUAGUAGGUUUCUAUCAAAUUGUCUUGCAGUUACUGCUGUUUGAGGGAAGGCCUAAAAUGGUGUGCCAUGUGUAUUCUUUCCUUCACCUGUCCAACACAGCAUUUAAAAGACAUUUUUAUAUAGGACUCUAUUGAACACACUGUAGUUAUAUUAUGCAUAACAUAAAACUUUAUUGCCACUGUUAUUGUUGAAUGUAUUCAUUGUGGUAAACAAACAUACAAUACCUCCCUGUGCCAGUGGGAUAUCUUUGGGAGCCCUGGCCUCUGCUUGUUACUCCAAGGUGCCUGUUGAAGCAGGCGUUUAAAGUGUGCAAAGUCCACCACACCAUUUAUCAGAAAUAGUUCUCCAGCAGGCUGUUUUUAAAACUAUUAGUACCACACACACUCUCAGCUACCACUGAGGUUCUGUCCUUGACUCCACUUGUAAAUCCUAGUUGCUGAAAGUGGGCAGGUUGCAGGGAUUUGGAUCUUGGUACUGAAGGUAACCUAUCUGCCAUAGUCCAAGGUGUCAAACAUGAAAAAACAAAAGGAGCUUGCAGCCUGUAACUCUUGUUCCAGAGUUCUCUUUUUAUUACUUGAACAAACCCAGAACAAGAGUUCAGAUACUAAUGCAAAACAGUAUACUGUUAACAAGUAAAACAGAACUGAAGGAAAGAGGAGGUAGUAGGCAUGACUGGAUUAGAGUAUAAUUAAAGGCAGUCUUUUCUACAACAGCCAGGGAAAUGAUGCCUCACUAACUACAAACUACUUAAGCACUUUAUUUCCUUUCCAGUUAUAUACUGUAUGCCAUUCUUAACAGUAGACUAUGUGUGCCAGUAAUCUAGUUUACUAAUGUGAGCACAAUUUUUUUAUCUUAAAUAAAGGUAGCUGCCAUACAGUAAAUAGGGUUGUUCUCAGAAGCUGUAACAAACCUGGCCUUUGUUAUACACAAAUGAAUGCAUUAUUUUUGAGUUUGAGUAAUCUAAACUUUCUUUAGUUAGUAUAGCCCAUACCCAAAUCAUGAAUACAAUGUAUUUUGGGAGGAAAAGCUUCAUACACAGAAAUAUUACAUGUCUGAAGCUUUUCCUCCCAAAAUACAUUGUAUUCAUGAUUUGGGUGUGGGCUAUACUAACUUGAAAAGGAAAAAAAACGAGUGUUUUGUAGAGUGAUAAAGGAACGAUAAAGACUUAAGAGGACAUCUUCUCUAAAAACAUAUUGACAAAGUUGGAAUGUAUUGUCUUUGGCAGUAGUUGCAGUUUUAAUUAAGAAGUUAAACUAUCUAUCCUAGCCAUUAGAUGCUAUUAGAUACCAAACAGCUUCAAUAAGUAAGAUGGACAGUAAUUCAUGACAGUCAUGAUGGGAGGGAAUUAUAAAAUUGUUUGUAAAGAAAAACUUACUUUCUAAAUGUUUUUGAAGGAUUCAGGUUCUAACUGUAUUUUUUUUUUUAUGUAGAAGGCAAGGUACUUGCUCACUGUAUAGAAAAGAAUUUUAAAACUAAAGCUUUUUGUAGUGGGGAAGGAGAAAUUAGAUUCACUCAGGACUGUGGUUUUAAACACUUUUUGUAUAUUGCCUAAGGUCAUUUGUACUCAUUUUGAGUUUCCUGAAUGAAGCUAUGAACUUGAGGGAGUGGGGAACUGAUUUUUGUCAUUCAAAAUGUUUUUGCAAUAAAAAUUGAUCAUUUUAGAAAAACA
Pelodiscus sinensis (Chinese soft-shelled turtle) is the source of this 3590-nucleotide messenger RNA. Lineage: Eukaryota; Metazoa; Chordata; Testudines; Trionychidae. The record is from RefSeq and is a predicted model, not a curated record.